UUUUUUUGUCCAGGUCCGGAUGCAGGCGCUAAAGUGUUUCUCAGUCUUGGCCUAUGAGAACACCCAAGUCUCAAUGACACUGAUGAAUGUGCUGGUGGACGGAGAACGCCUCGCUCAGGUAUUUGUUAAAAUGAUGCAAAGGGAUCAACCCAUAGAAAUGCAGCUAACAGCAGCCAAAUGUUUAACGUACAUGUGUCGAGCAGGUGCCAUCGGAACGGACGACAACUGCAUCGUCUUAAAGGUCAAGGGCUUUUGUGCCACACGUCU
This is a messenger RNA of Cynoglossus semilaevis (tongue sole), 267 nucleotides long. RefSeq names its product armadillo repeat-containing protein 8-like. Gene Ontology annotation, cellular component: GID complex. The annotation marks the transcript as partial. Gene Ontology annotation, biological process: proteasome-mediated ubiquitin-dependent protein catabolic process. The transcript has 3 exons. The record is from RefSeq and is a predicted model, not a curated record. NCBI's taxonomy places the organism in Eukaryota, Metazoa, Chordata, Actinopteri, Pleuronectiformes, Cynoglossidae.